AUGGUCAUCAAGGCCAACCUCAAGCUUCCCAUGUACCUCAAGGGAAUACCCAGCAGCUACCUCAAAGUGAUCCUCCAGGUCUACUUCAAGCUUCCCAUGUACCUCAAGGGAAUACCCAGCAGCUACCUCAAAGUGAUCCUCAAAGAAUACCUCAAGCUUCCAAUGUACCUCAAGGGAAUGUUCAGCAGCUACCUCAAAGUGGUCCUCAAAGAAUACCUCAAGCUUCCAAUGUACCUCAAGGGAAUGUUCAGCAGCUACCUCAAGGUGGUCCUCAAGGCAUACCUCAAGCUUCCAAUGUACCUCAAGGGAAUACCCAGCAGCUACCUCAAAGUGGUCCUCAAGGCCUACCUCAAGCUUCUAAUGUACCUCGAGGGAAUGUUCAGCAGCUACCUCAAAGUGGUCCCGUUUUUAAUGGUGUUGGUCAAGCGACGAGUGGGUCCUUCAGCAAUGGUGUUGGUCAAGCGACGAGUGGGACAGCAAGGUUCAGUACCUCCGGAUCCGAUGGCCCUUUUGGCAGGCGGCAUGGCGCAGCUCCAGGCGGUGAUGUUGAAACAGAUGACGGCGGCCGAAAAGGACAAGGAGGGUGAGAAAAGCCCAGAGGCCGUUAAGCCUGGUACAACAACGUUACCUACCCUGCCAGUGAUGAAGGUAGAGUCGGCUUCAGUGGAUAUCAUGGACUGGCUGGAGAAACUCACGUCUCCAAUGUCGGAUUUGUCCGACGGAUCUGGACUCUGGUGGGAAAAGGUCAAGGCCUCCGCGACGAGCUCAUAUGUUGAAUGGGCAAAGUCCAGCCCGCUAGAGAGGCUGAAAGUCUCUCCACCAAGGAACGAAGAGCUAGAGACCGGAAAGUGGAGCCGUGUCAAUUCCCGAGCCUCAAGCAUGCUGAUGUUGGCGUUGGCAGAAGGAGUCCAGAAUGAGAUGGUUGCGAGGCGUUUAACGGGAAGUUCAACCUCCAUCCUCUUCAGACUUAUGACGUUAUAUCAGCCGGGCGGAGAAGAAGAAAAAGUUCGUAUAUUGCACAAUCUCCAGCAGCCACCUCAGGAAGGAGAACCUGCUAAGGUCCUUGAUGCGUUGCGAAGCUGGGAAAGAUGGCUCCGCAGAUGCCGAGAACUGGAAGUGACAGCACCAGAUCCAGCACUGUUGGCGCGGGGACUCAAUGCUAUGGUCAAGAAGGUCAUGGAAAAGAACCCAGAAGCGAGCUUCCGAACGAGCUUAGUGAAGUCCACCCUCAUGGUUGACACCAGACCAACGAUGGAAUCAGUCGACAGCGCGGAGGAGAUUGACAAGGAGAAGAGGGCUACAACACUUUGCAGGUGCCCUUUCAAACAUACCUGGGAAGGCAACGAGAAGGAGAAGGCCCAGCGCUGUUGGACGCCUAACACAGCAGCGUCGUCCUCUACUACGACCACGAAGUCAGUGCGAAUCGACGACAACCCAGAGGUGGAAACGGUUCCAGCGAGACCGGAGCCUGCCGCUUCACAGGGAGGGGACCAACCCCCGGAUAUCAAGGAGAUGCUAGCUGAUGUGGGAAAAAUGCUGAAGCAAAUGACGGCUGCCAACAUCAAGAAGGCAACGAUAGUGGAGGCUGGCUUUGAGCAGAAGUUGGAGGAAGUACAGGCGGCAAUGAGGACGUCGACUACCGAACGAGGGGAAGAGGGGCAAGAUGGACUGCUGGACAGUGGCGCAAGUCAUGCAAUGAGGUUGGCUCAGGGGAAUGAGUAUGAGAACGGAAGCGCUGUGAAGGUCACCUUGGCGGGUGAGGACGUUCGCGAGAUGAAACAGAACAUACAUGGAACGGUUCUCAUCGAGAAUGACGGCCGGAACGCAGUGCAGCCAAUUGUUCCACUCGGAGCAGUGAUUGAGGAGUUGGAUUGUAGUUUGCAGUGGCAGAAGGGCUCUUUCCAGCUAAGGCACCCUCUACGAGGACUUCUGAAGGUGAAGAUGGUCAAUAAUUGCCCUGAAAUCAAGGCCAAGGACGCUCUUUCUCUGAUCAGGGAGCUCGAGUCGAAACAUUUGGCAACCUUGAAUCAUCAAGUCGAGUCUCUGAAGGCGCGCUUGGAAGUUCUCAAGAAGGAAGAGACCCGUACCUGGGACGACAUCCUCCGCGAGUAUGUUAAGAAAGGAACUCAGUCCCUUCUCUUGCGGGCGGUGUUGGUUUGCCCCUUCACGAAGGACCUCCCGGAAGAUGUGCAGGCGAUGGUUGUUGAGGGUUUCGAUGUGGACCAAGGGAUGUCCUACCUGAAGCAGCUCCCACUGACAAGGAGAAGACGUAAGUUGUUGAUGACUUCAAACCAAUGGGUCGUGGUGCUCAACCAGGCCGCAGCGGAGAACCAUGAUGAUCCCCUCAGCGUUGUCCAAAAGGAUGGCAAGGUCAUCUUGGAGGUUGAUUGUGGCACUUCCCGACUGUGGGACAUCCACAGAAAAGGAAUAGUGUAUCAGCUUCUUCUAUGGGCCGCAGCGCGAGGCAAGGUCACGGACAUCCUUGGAUCCCCACCGCACUCUACAUGGCCAACCUCCAUGACUCCAGACCGGGGCCCUCAAUCAUAUCCAACAAGAACUACGGCGUUUCCUUAUGGACAUGAUGCACUACCACCACUUAAGCAGCAGCGGUUGGACUGUGAAACAGCAGCGGCGGUGAAGCAGAUGUUGUUGUGGAUGGUGGCUACCCUUUCUGGAAAGGGCAAUGUGGGUUUCCUUUUGGAGCAGCCCUCUGACAAGGAACGACUACGUCAAGAUGAUCCAUCCAUGGCCUCCCUGUGGAAAACUGAGCUGUGGAAAUCGUUUAAGUCGGUGAGCGGCAUGAGUUUGUCCUCGUUUUACAUGGGCGCUAUGGGCCACAAAGGAAAAAGACCGACUACAGUAGCAACCAACUACGCUCGCCUUUGUCAACUUGAUGGGCUGUAUGACUUCGCGGACAACUGUGUGCCACGGUCUUUGGUCGAUGACAAGGAAAUGAAUACGUGGUCUCGUGGCUUCAAGGAGAUUGUGGCGAAGGCAGUAAGUGAGCUUCAUCAAUGUUCAAUGUCCGAGGAGGAGGCCCUGGACGAGCUGGGCGUGAAGGUUUCCAAGUUGACCAAGGAGCAGAAAGAAGCCUGGAAAAGGCAUUUGCAACAGGAUCAUCAACCUUAUAGAGCAGACUGCUCUAUAUGUAUAAACGCGAGGGCAACCGGAUAUCAACAUCGACGUCGACUACAUCCUUCAAUGUUCACGGUCGCCAUAGACCUCGCUGGUCCCUUUAAGCAAAAGGGGCGAGACAUGGAGCACGAGGACUUUCGCUACCUCAUGGUUGCAGCCUAUAGGUGCCCCAAGGCUUACAUGAGCUCCAAGGGCAUCACCGACUCCGAUGCAGAGAUGUAUGUUCCAGAUGAAGAGGAAAUCUCGGAUGAAGAUCCCCUCGCUUUGGAUGACGAAGUGGCUACGAAGGAAGAUGAGCAUCCGAUAUCCGAAGAUGAGGAAGAGCGACCUCUUCAAGGCCCCGAGACCUUGGACGAUGUGGCGGAAAGGUUGACUCAGCCAGAGGAAGCCGCUACAGUCUACAUUACUAGGCCCUUGAGGAGAAGGACGGCGGCACAUGUUUUGCAGGCCACAAAAGAAAUAAUGAUCCAGUUGAAACAAACCGGACUACAUGUGUCUGGAAUUCACAGUGACCGAGCAAGGGAGUUCAAGGCCAAGCCGUUCAAGGAAUGGACGAUUGACGCGGGCCUUAGACACACCAAAACCGCCGGAGGGGACCCUACGGGUAACUCCACGGCAGAGCUUGGAAUCAAAUGGGCAAAGUCUCGAAUGCGGGCUCUCCUGAAGUCAGCUGGUGCUCCUCCUCGUGAUUGGCCAAUGGCAGCGGCGCACGCAUCAGCAGCUUUAUGGGGAAAACUGUUCCCGGAUAGCCCCUACUUUCAUCCUCCUGCAACGACGUUUGGAAAUGAAGUCUGGUUCCGUGCAAAGAACUACAUGGGUACCAAGGAGAGAAAACACGAGGCGGCUGGGACUCGAUGGAAAAAGGGUUACUACAAGGGCCCCAGUAUGGAUGUUCAUCGAGGACAUUUAAUUUCUCGAGAAGAUGGUGGACUCACGAUUGCCAAAAGCGUCAAGUUCGAUGUCAAGGAUGUAUAUGGCGACAAAGAACUACGUGAUCUACUACCACCAGCUGUGGCGGAGAAUGUUGAGGAUGAUGGUGAUAAAGAAGAGUGGGCUCCUUCCAAGGCGCAACUUAAGGAGGAAAUUGAGUUUCAAUCGAGGAUGCUCCGGGAAAAGGGGAGUUACACCAUCGAAGAUGUCCUCGAAAUCUACUACAAGCUUGAGAAACUGGGUGAUACCGACCGCCGAGUAAAGAAGAAGAUGGAUGUGAAGUCGUGGUUCACGGGAGCCUUUGUUCAUGGUGGGAAGGCUGGGCCCAGAAGCAACGUUGAGAACUUCCCUCAAACAAGUAAGUUGCUCGUGGAGUUCGGUAAGAAGUUUGCAAAGGGGAAAACGUUUUCGGCUGUUGGCAUGGCAAGGAACGCCCAACUUGGACUUCAUCGCGACCUACACAACGACCCAGACUCCUUCAAUACCGUGGUGCCGCUCACUGAUUUUGUGGAAGGUAACCUAUGGGUUCAAGACGAUGAGGUUGAGGAGGAGAUGUGUGUGAUGAAGACCAACCCCAGUGGAGAUAGAAUCCGCGGAAAAAUCUUGGAGAUCAAGAAGGGUGAAGCUACAUUUUUCCAGCCUCGACAAUGGCAUGAAGUACAGCCUUGGGUUGGAGAUAGGAUCGUCCUCCUCAUGUUCACUCCGCGUACCUCAAAGUUGACGCCAGAGGACGUUGAGACACUCAGCGAAGCAGGCUUCGUUUUUCCCCAAGUUACUGGUAAAGAAGGAGAACGGCAGCACCUUCCAGAAAUUCAGGAGGAGGAACGGCCAUUGGUCAAUGUGAAGAUGUUGGCAAUGCAGGGCCACCCCGAACUCCCGGUGACCUUUGAUGAGAUCUAUGACGAGGACCUCCUCCCAGGAGGAGAAUGUCAACCUGGGACAACUGGUGCCCCAACACAUGCGGAAGCCAUCCGCAACUUUGCGGCGGCGAAGUUGAUGAAGAUCGUCAAGAAGGCGGAAGUGCAGUGCACCCCGGACAUUGAAAAGGUGUUGGCAGAGCUGGCUCAAGAAAACCAGCCCUUACAGGUGACGCAUACCGUAAGCCUUCAAGAGGUGAAAAGGAACUUGGGUGCAUGGAAGGAAUCGGCAAUGAAGGAGUUCAAAAACCUCGUCGACUCCAAGAAUGCCUUGAAGAUCACAAAACGUCAUCUACUACCUCCAGGGUGCCGCAUUGUACCGUGUAAGGGAGUGUACACCGUGAAGCCUGACAAAGGUCCACUUGGAUAUCGUCGAAAAACACGUUUCGUUGCUUGCGGGAAUUAUGUCCCGGAGAAUGAGACGACCUUCGACGUCUACGCCGCAGGCCUUGACGCCACUUCGCUACGCACCGUCCUUGCUUCAAGCUCCACGAACCCUAAAUGGGGUUGGGGGGUGACAGACAUAAGACAAGCUUUCGUCCUAGCACGGUGGCUUGGUGGUCCAGUUGCUCUACAACCCCCAGCGAUAGCAUUUGAUUUGGGGCUGGCGGAGGAAGGAGACAUGUGGGAAGUACAGCAGGCCAUAUAUGGCCUUAGAGAGUCACCGGCAAUGUGGAGUCAGUAUAGAGAUGCUCAGCUUACAGUGGCGAGGUGGAAUGUGGAUGUUGAUGGUGUACCAGUGACUAUGAAGCUUGAACAGAUGAUCUCUGACAAUCAGGUUUGGAGAAUUGUUAGAGAAGAUGGACAGGGAGGUCCACAAGGUUAUCUACUGGUAUACAUCGAUGACCUUCUCAUCAACGCCGAGGAAAAUACAAUGCGAAGUUUCUUCAGCUGGCUUUCAGCGAAGUGGGAGGUGGACGAAUUGGACGUUCUCGACUACAACCACCCGAUCAAGUUUCUGGGGACGGAACUACAUAAAGUACCAGGUGGAGUUGAAAUGGCACAAGAAGGCUUCAUCAAGGAGCUCUUGCGAGCUCAUGGACACAAAGGUACAAGGUCAAAGAUUCAAGGCCCGAAGGAAACAAUGAUUCUUUCAGAUGAGGAGGAGCGUGCCCUUAUCGACGCGGAGCCGGUGGACAUCUCUGGAAAGGAGGAUAUUGUCAAGGAGGCUCAACGUCGGGUCGGAGAGCUACUAUGGUUGAUGGGACGAUCAAGGCCGGACAUCCAGCAUGCGGUGUCAAUUAUGUCUUCAAGGAUUACAAGAUGUCCAGAGUUGGUAAAUAAGGUGGGAGUGAGGAUCCUUGAUUACUUGUGUGAAACCAUCCACUACCGGUUGCGCUUUGUCCCGAACGACCAAAAGAUCAACCACCUCGACAUCUACACGGACAGCUCUUUUGCUCCAAGUGGAGGAAGGUCCCACGGUUCAAGUGCAGUAUUUUUCAACGACUGCGCCAUUACAUGGCGUUCGGCACGCCAGCAGCUAGUGACGCUUUCGACAGCAGAAUCAGAACUACUGGAAGCUGUGGAGGGUAUGGUGCAAGGAAGGGCAACGAAGGGACUUCUGGACGAGCUGACCAAUGACAAAGUGAUCAUGAACCUCCUGGUGGACAAUGCCGCGGCAGUGACUUUGCUGGGCUCUGCUACAGGAUCAUGGCGAACUCGUCAUUUAAGACUUCGUUCAAAUUGGCUGAGAGAGCUUAUCCAAGCCAAGGCAGUGAACUUACGCCAUCAGCCGGGAGAUGGGCAACGAGCCGAUUUAGGCACUAAGCCGUUCUCAAGAGAACGGCUCCAGCAGUUGGUAAGGUUGUGGGGACUCGUCGACACAAGACCUCCGUCCACGUCAGCUACGGCAACAACAAAGAAGGUGUCUAUGAAUCCUUCAUGGUUAUCAACGCUUUUGAUGAUGUGCCAGGUUUGUGGAUCAGCGGGCCAGAAGGAGGACUUGCAGACGGAACUUCCAUGGGACCUAUACGUGGCAAUCCUCGUCCUCUCGAUUGCAGUCAUUGCGGUGUGGGAGGGUGGGAAAAGCUGUUUGAGACCCCGAGGUACGAAUGUUAAGGCCUUACGAGUUCAGGCAAAUGCUUCGCAAAGGUCAAGGAAGAUGACGCGCAACGAGCUCAAGGAGCUCCAGCGAAUGUUAGCAAUCGACCCUAACGACCUGACGUCUACCCAGAAGAUUCGACUUGUGGAGCUUCAGGAGAAAUUCAAUGACACUAUGCCCGAGGGUAGUUCUCCUAUGCCAAGGUUUCCUGAUGAAAUGUUUCAGGCAAGCUCAUCCACCGCCUCUGCGUCCUCUACAACACCACCCUCAAGCUACAAUAAGCAGCCAAAGUUGAAGGAGACAAAAGAUGCAGAGACACAGACCAGUGCCCCAGCUUUCACGAGAGUGGAACCUUCGCCACCAACAGCGAUACGAACCUAUGCGGGCCCAUUUUACCAGACGCCAGGAGGAGAUAGAUUUCAUGUGUUUCCUCACUGCUGGGGACUACGGAAUGCGUCUCGAACGAAUACCGUUUCAGUAUGCAGAUGCUGCGCUGAGAAUGCCGGGAAUCGAAUAUACUGA
Symbiodinium sp. CCMP2456 is the source of this 7545-nucleotide messenger RNA. NCBI's taxonomy places the organism in Eukaryota, Dinophyceae, Suessiales, Symbiodiniaceae. The record is from the annotation of a GenBank genome assembly.